UCAGUACGGCUCAGUGUGCCGAAGGAAUACUGUGUUCCCCUCAUUUCUCCUCAACCGGCCAUUUUGCUACACUGCGUUGCGUUAUACUAAGGUUUAUUACAUACCGGCACGCGUUCAUUUGUAUGUGUAUGUAAUAUGUGUGUAAUAAUAUUAGUCUAGAGGGAGUUAGUUACCUAGUGAAUGUGAAUACUUUAAAAGUUUUGAGGUUAUAGCGAAUUUUGUGCAAGGAUAACGUUCGUGGUGUUAUCGUGAUACAGCAAUAUUUAAAUAUAAAAUCGUCCUUUAAUUCGGACGAAAGAUUGAACUUUUAAAUUAAUUGUGUGAGCUAUGAAAACUCUCGAGUUAAUUCUAUGUCGAUGACAUGUCGGCUCCAAAUAACGUUAAAACAAUGCGGGCGCAUAGACUGGCCUAUCUGGCCGUCUGACAAAUAUGAAUUUGUGGCAUAAUUUCGUAAUUUUCAUAAUUGAACAUGGUCAAAGAAAAACCAAAUUCAAUUCGUAUUUACGAUUCGGAAGGCUACAGACGUAGGGCUGCAUGUAUCUGUGUCAAAAACGAUCUUGAGGAUGAGGUACUUUUGGUUACAUCCAGUCGAAGACCAGAUAGUUGGAUAGUGCCUGGUGGUGGAGUUGAACCAGAAGAAGAACCUGCAGUAACUGCAUUACGAGAAGUAAGAGAGGAGGCUGGUGUGUUAGGGCAAUUAGGCAGAUGUCUCGGCAUAUUUGAGAAUGUGGAACACAAACAUAGAACACAAGUAUGGGUUAUGAGAGUAACAGAAGAACUACCAGAAUGGGAAGAUUCACGUGCUAUUGGUCGAAAGCGAAAAUGGUUUACCAUACCAGAGGCCUUACUCCAGCUUGCUCAGCACAAACCCGUCCAACGUUCUUACAUACACAGCCUCAACAAUACCAAUCCACGACAUAAUCCGAAUAUUUCACCGCCUCACCAUUCACAUACUACUGUAACAUCGAUUCAGUUAAUGAAUAAUUCUAGUAACAAUUCCCAUCUUAAUAAACACAGCUAAUAUUAAAUACCAUCCAUUUGCGUGACUAUUGCCAUCAAAUGUUAAAUAUUUGUUGCUGCUCCUUUCUCGUUAAAUGUUUAUAACAACAGCUGCAGUUGUAUUUUGUAUGUAAAAGAACAUGGCUUAUAUCUUGUCCUUUUCUUCUUCUUUUCCUGUUAUUAGUAGUACAGUUGCUACGAAUCAUGUUACUAUAACUACUAGUACUAGUACUGCUAUUACAUAAUUACUACUACUAUUACUAUUGUCAUUAAUAUUGCUACUAUACUGUUAAUGCUACAAUUAUUACUACCAAUACUGUUACUACUAUUAUCACAAUUGCUAUCAUUGUCAUGUCAUUACUAUUACAAUCAUUAGAUUCGUUCGUAUAGAUUAAUUAAUAAACUGAUCCACAAAGGAGCAGUUUUACCAGCUCAAGUCUCAUUUUUCUCAUGUUUUUCCAAGGGAAGCAAAUAAUGCUUGUAUUCUAUAAGUAAAUAAGUACAUCAUUUUCAUACGUUAAGUGGAUGGUAUUUCAUGCAAAACAAAACUCUGGAAUUAGAUUACCUCUCAUGUUGUUUGCAUAUACUCAAAGAAUGUUACGAAUGUCAUAAUUAAACAUAUCUAUACCUCA
Messenger RNA from Megalopta genalis, 1631 nucleotides. It is a transcript of the gene Aps, whose product is annotated as diphosphoinositol polyphosphate phosphohydrolase 1 Aps. Gene Ontology annotation, molecular function: bis(5'-adenosyl)-pentaphosphatase activity; diphosphoinositol-polyphosphate diphosphatase activity; endopolyphosphatase activity. Gene Ontology annotation, biological process: diadenosine pentaphosphate catabolic process; adenosine 5'-(hexahydrogen pentaphosphate) catabolic process; diadenosine hexaphosphate catabolic process. Gene Ontology annotation, cellular component: nucleus; cytoplasm. Lineage: Eukaryota; Metazoa; Arthropoda; Insecta; Hymenoptera; Halictidae. The record is from RefSeq and is a predicted model, not a curated record.